GAUUACUUGUGACGGGGGUGUAAAUGUCAGAAUUAUUCUUGUCUUAAUUUCUCUAAAGUCAAAAUUUAAUCUCGUUUUGAAAAUCCAAAUUAAACUUGCCAUUUAUUUAUUAAUUUAUCUCGUCUUUAACUGUUAACUCAAUAGGAUUCAAUAUAGUUUUACAUGUAAAUUAAAUCCACGUUUUAAAUUACUUUAACUUCUCCUUUUCCUAUGAGCCAUGGUUCAGGAACGGUGUUGCUGUCUGCCUUUGGAGGUUUGCGGUCUAACGAUAGGACUGUUGGACGCUAUCAAGAACUUAGCGUUUCUAGGUUUAUAUAUUUAUUUUCUCGUUAAUGUGGACCAAUAUACGAAAGAGCCGUCAAAAUCAGGAAAAGGCUAUUUCAUCAAUGAAGACACUAAAAGAAUGUUUAUUGCAGUUUUUUGCAUCUAUAUCGUCGUUUAUGUUGGCCUUUUCCUUGCAGCCAUCUUCCUUAUUGCGGGUAUAAUGCAGAAUCGACACAAAUUUAUUCUACCGUGGAUAAUCGUAAAUUUUAUUAAUCUAACGCUAACAAUUAUAAAUGUAGUCUACCUAGUAGCAUCGAGGCAGGAAAAAGUGGAAGAAUUGAAAAAGCCAGGUCCUGUUAUUGCUCUGUCCCUCAUUCUUUUUUUCGGCACAUUUGCUAUUGUCGUCAUUAUUAAACUGUACCGUUUGAUACGAUUUCGAAAUGCAGUUUGAGAGGCUGUGACAGGGAAGGUUGCAAUUUGAAAAAUGUAGUUAGUGUUAUAUUGUAAUAUUUUAUUAUUAAAAUAAACAUUAUUAGAA
Hermetia illucens (black soldier fly) is the source of this 802-nucleotide messenger RNA. RefSeq lists its product as uncharacterized. Lineage: Eukaryota; Metazoa; Arthropoda; Insecta; Diptera; Stratiomyidae. The transcript has 4 exons. The coding region runs from base 218 to 715 and encodes 165 amino acids. The record is from RefSeq and is a predicted model, not a curated record.